AUGUCAACCCCUCAUCAUGAUUAUACAGCCGAGUCGUGCUUCUCUUGCCGGAUCAAGAAACGGAAAUGCGACCGACUGAUGCCUGCGUGCUCGCGAUGCAAGAAAUCGUCCCAACAGUGCCUGUACGGAGGCAAUGGGGUCUACGGCAGUAUUGUGCCCAUCCGGCAUGAAAAACCGCUGCACGCCGUCCCCGCAGCUGUCUUUCAUUCGUCACAAGUCCCCGCUGAGGUAUUCUUGUUCCGCGGUCGCAAGUCAUGUCGCAGAUGCCGGCUGCACAAGAAAUCCUGCGACAAGACCCACCCCUCCUGUGGCCGUUGCAAAAGGCUAGAUGCGUGCUGCGACUACGAUGACCUAGUUCGAAUACAACGCCUAAGUUCGCCGCAUCUCUCCUCGUCAGCGUCGAUGGUUCGAGAUUUGGACCUUCAACCUUCGUAUCCCAUUGAACCCAAGCCCUACAUCCCGGGCUUCAUUCGAUUUUUUCAGGAGCAGAUGGGGCUAGCCGCCCUGCAGGUCGAAGUAAACAGCAUUGCUUAUCAUCUGCGAUCUUCGUGGAUCCGCCAUGCUCUUACCGAUCCCUGUUUGUUCCACGCGACACUCUACACGGCCUCGGCCGAGAUGGACGCGAUGCGUGGUAUGCAAGGCACCACCACAAACUACGCCACCCUGUACCAUCAGACUAAUACGAUUCGACUGUUGAACCGUCGCCUGGCCCAUGGGGGCCCAAUGGACGAUGCGACGAUAGCCUCUGUGCUUCUUCUGGUAAUAAGUGGGUCCAUUGAAAAAGACCCGGAUGCGACCGAAGCCCACCGACAGGGCCUCCUCCGCAUGGUCGCGCUGCGAGGGGGACUCAAGCAACUAGGAUUCGACGGCAUUCUGGCCGAGAUGAUUGAGAUGAACAUGGUUCUUCCCAUGGUCGUCUUCGGCCAGACCGACUCCGCGCUGCCGGCGCCCGUCACCCCCGCUGAAGCCCUACCCGACAGCCUCCCGAGCCUCGCUCUCGCCCGACUGCGCCGGGGCGGCUCGAGAAUCAAUCCCCCCCUACAAUCGCAGCUAUUGCGCGUCCUCGAGCACAUCCAGGACCUCUUCCACGCCCUCGUGCAACCCAGCGAGUCUUCCAACCUCUGGACGCUACUCGACAACGCCCCCCCGACCGUCGAGCUCACCACGACCGGGGAGUCAGCCUGGAGCAGCAGCGAGACCUCCUUCCUCCGCACUUGCCAGCUCUCCAUGACCCUCCUGCGAACGCUGGCAGAUCCCAGCCUCCCUUGGCAUCCCGACACCAUCGCCGUCCUCCUUCGCGACCUCAACACCAGCAUCACCCAGACCGAUCCGGCCACGCGCCUCCGCUACGCCCCCGAGGCUAGUCUCUGGGCCACCGCCCUCGGCAUGGCCGUCUCCCCGGAUGUCCACGGACGUCUGACCUUCCUGAUCAACGAGCGCUGCGUCGUUCUUGCCGUUUCCAACUCUAGGACCACGGCCCUGCACGAGCUCUUCCUCGACUGUUACUGCCGGCUUCGUGCCCUCGUCGAGCUUCGUCAGCCUCCGACUUUGUCACCUCUGCCUUCCACUCCUCCCUCCAUACCAUUCCCUCUCGAGUAGCUGAAUAUACCUGCUAUUCGUUCCGGUUCAUGCAUUGGGGCCAUUAGAAAAUCCUUUUCAAGAAUACUAGCCGAUAUACUGG
This is a messenger RNA of Aspergillus aculeatinus CBS 121060, 1681 nucleotides long. RefSeq lists its product as uncharacterized. Gene Ontology annotation, molecular function: DNA-binding transcription factor activity, RNA polymerase II-specific; zinc ion binding. Gene Ontology annotation, biological process: regulation of DNA-templated transcription. The transcript is spliced from 5 exons. The coding region runs from base 1 to 1599 and encodes 532 amino acids. Lineage: Eukaryota; Fungi; Ascomycota; Eurotiomycetes; Eurotiales; Aspergillaceae. The record is from RefSeq and is a predicted model, not a curated record.